AUGGGCUCAGCGCAGAAAAAGCUGGCCGUCUGGCUCUGGGGUCCAGAUCCUAGCGAUCGCAGGCUCCUAGCUAAGCUCGACGUGACCCUGCUUCCCUACUUCUCGUUAAUUUGGUUUCUCUUCGGGGUUACCAGGGCUAGUUACUCCUCUGCUUAUAUCAGUGGCAUGAAAGAAGCGCUCAAUUUUCAAGGGAAGGACUACAACUACAUGAACACCGCGUACCUGGUCGUAUAUGCAGUGUUCCAAAUGCCCGGGACCAGCCUCUUGACAAUAGCACGACCGAAAUAUGAUGAGUCAUUCAUGGCAAGUGAUUUUGUUGAACGCGUUCGAGGGUGGAUUUUCGGCCAUCGCAUAGUGAGCAUAUCCCUUUCUUUCGGCUCCCUUCAUCAGCAGACAGCAGAACCCCCCAACGGCACGUCCAACGCUGACUGGCUUCAAAGUGUCGGAGCGCAGUUUAUCCUGGGUUCAUGGUAUAAAAAGUCAGAGCUCGGUAUGCGCACUGCAGUAUUCUGCAUCUUCGGCCAUAUUGGAACCAUGGCGGGGGGCUGGAUCCAAGCGGGGCUCCUCCACACGUUACAGGGACGCGGCGGGCUCCCCGCAUGGAAGUGGAUAUUUAUUAUCGUGUCGGUCAUGACUAUCCCGGUCGCUCUAUUCGGCUGGGUGUUCAUUCCCGACCUUCCUGAGCAUCGAUCCGCUUGGUAUCUCACUGCCGAGCAGAGAGAGCACGCCUUCAUCAGACUGGGUGCUCCUCUGAAACAAACCUGGGAUCUCUCGGUGUUUCGGCGCGUUCUUCUGAGCUGGCAGUUUUGGCUCUUGCCAUUUUUAUUCAUGUUAUAUUCUGUGUGUGUACAGAUGCUGCAAAACAACGUGAUGGCCUACUGGAUGGCGUCACGAGGCUAUAGUACUAUACAGCAGAAUAACUAUCCGACUGCAAUUUAUGCAGCUGCAAUAUUCGGCACCAUCGUCUAUGCUAUUAUCUCCGACAAAAUCCAAUCCCGCUGGGAAGUCUCGGUGCCAAUAGGUCUUACUUUUAUCAUCGGGUCCGCCAUCCUCGUGUCCGAACCGUCCACUGAUGCAGGAUACUUUGUAGCAUUCUAUCUAUCAGGCACUACGUUCGCGGUGCAGGCGAUAUGGUACUCAUGGCUGGCUGAUGUGACAAGCCACGAUGUGCAGCUUCGAGCCAUUACAACAGGCUUUAUGAACUCGUUUGACUUUGCAUUUGUCGCAUGGUGGCCUCUCGUCUUCUUUCCUGUCACGGAUGCCCCCAAUUUUCACAAGGGUUAUGUUGCAAGCCUGGUAACCGGGGCUCUGACAUUGCCCUUUAUUGGGUUGAUUGCCUACCUUGAGAAGAGGGACACAAAUCGAGGGCUUAUUAAACGAGUCCCAGUCGAUGAUUCAUUAGCUGAAGAAGACCAAAGGUUGAGAGAAGAUGAGCCGAGCCAGAACAAGUCAUCAGAUGCUCCCGUCAACACACGAACUGCGGAAGUUGAUGUAUAA
This is a messenger RNA of Penicillium chermesinum, 1497 nucleotides long. Its product is annotated as pantothenate transporter. NCBI's taxonomy places the organism in Eukaryota, Fungi, Ascomycota, Eurotiomycetes, Eurotiales, Aspergillaceae. Gene Ontology annotation, biological process: pantothenate import across plasma membrane. Bases 1 to 1497 code for a protein of 498 amino acids. The transcript is spliced from 4 exons. Gene Ontology annotation, molecular function: pantothenate transmembrane transporter activity. The record is from RefSeq and is a predicted model, not a curated record. Gene Ontology annotation, cellular component: plasma membrane.